GGAAAGGAAAAGAGGAGAUGAGGGCAUCUUCGCUCUCCUCUCGCACUCCUGUCUGGAUUCUCUUCUCCCGUAGGCUCGUAGCAGUGGCCGAGGCCAAGCUCCCUUUCGCUCCAUCUCCCAGAUCCAAUCGCUCCAUCUCCCUUUCUCUCUCUGGGUUUCCGGGUCUGACCCAUGGCUUCGAAGCGUAUUUUGAAGGAGCUCAAGGAUCUCCAGAAGGAUCCUCCUACGAACUGCAGCGCAGGUCCGGUGGCUGAAGACAUGUUCCACUGGCAAGCAACUAUCAUGGGACCCCCUGACAGCCCAUAUGCCGGUGGAGUAUUUUUGGUCACCAUUCAUUUCCCCCCGGAUUAUCCUUUCAAGCCUCCGAAGGUUUCUUUCAAAACUAAGGUCUUCCACCCGAAUAUCAACAGCAACGGAAGUAUUUGCCUUGAUAUCCUUAAAGACCAAUGGAGCCCUGCCCUUACCAUAUCCAAGGUUCUGCUGUCGAUAUGCUCACUGCUGACGGACCCGAACCCAGAUGAUCCUCUGGUGCCAGAGAUUGCUCACAUGUACAAGACGGACAGAGCAAAGUAUGAGGCGACCGCACGCAGCUGGACCCAGAAGUACGCGAUGGGAUGAGGAUGAGUUUGAAAUCACCUGGAAUUGUAAAAAAGAAAAAAGAAAAACUGGAAUUGCUUUUGAUUUUAGAAAAGAAGUGUCAAUCUUGAGACUUGUGUUGGGCUGAUGUGAUGUGAUCAUAACAGAACAUGGCACAGAGUGCCAGCUUGUGAGGUUAUUGUGACUAUUUCCUUUCUUUAUA
Tarenaya hassleriana is the source of this 799-nucleotide messenger RNA. Its product is annotated as ubiquitin-conjugating enzyme E2 11-like. The transcript is spliced from 5 exons. The record is from RefSeq and is a predicted model, not a curated record. The coding region runs from base 172 to 618 and encodes 148 amino acids. NCBI's taxonomy places the organism in Eukaryota, Viridiplantae, Streptophyta, Magnoliopsida, Brassicales, Cleomaceae. Gene Ontology annotation, molecular function: ubiquitin conjugating enzyme activity. Gene Ontology annotation, biological process: protein polyubiquitination. Gene Ontology annotation, cellular component: nucleus.